GCCAGCUGCAUCAUCCGUGCGCUCCGUCUCCAGGCUCUCCUCUCCCCAUCAAAACACUCCUCGCCACCGCGAAAUCUUGUGUUUUCUCGUGGAAAUGGCCGCGCAGCCCAGCGACACUCUGGCGACGCUCAAGACCGAGUCUGAGACGCUGAAGACGAAGCUGGAGGAGGAGAGAGCCAAACUGCACGAUGUCGAGCUACAUCAAGUGGCGGAGAAGAUUGAGGCUUUGGGUCAGUUUGUCAUGAAGACCAGACGAGCUCUGAAAGGCCAUGGAAAUAAAGUCCUGUGUUUGGACUGGUGUAAAGACAAGAGGAGAAUCGUCAGCUCAUCUCAGGAUGGAAAGGUGAUUGUAUGGGAUGCGUUUACAACAAAUAAGGAGCAUGCAGUGACUAUGCCCUGUACGUGGGUCAUGGCCUGUGCUUACGCCCCCUCUGGAUGUGCAGUGGCUUGUGGUGGGUUGGACAAUAAGUGCUCUGUGUACCCUCUAUCCCUGGACAAGAAUGAAAACCUCGCCGCCAAGAAGAAAUCAGUGGCCAUGCACACCAACUACUUGUCUGCAUGCUGCUUUACUAACUCAGAUAUGCAGAUCCUGACGUCUAGCGGUGACGGCACGUGUGCUCUGUGGGAUGUAGAGAGCGGUCAGAUGCUGCAGAGCUUCCAUGGACACGCGGCUGAUGUGCUGUGUCUGGAUCUGGCCCCCUCUGAGACCGGAAACACAUUCGUGUCAGGGGGCUGCGAUAAGAAGUCUUGCGUUUGGGACAUGCGCACGGGACAGUGCGUCCAGUCUUUUGAGACUCAUGAGUCAGACAUCAACAGUGUGCGGUACUAUCCCAGCGGAGAUGCUUUCGCUUCAGGCUCAGAUGACGCUACUUGUCGUCUCUAUGACCUGAGGGCAGACAGAGAGGUGGCCAUUUAUUCUAAAGAGAGCAUCAUAUUUGGAGCCUCUAGUGUGGAUUUCUCCCUCAGCGGGAGGCUGCUGUUUGGUGGCUACAAUGACUACACCAUCAACGUGUGGGACGUUUUAAAGGGCACCCGCGUGUCCAUCUUGUUUGGACAUGAGAACAGAGUUAGCACGCUCCGCGUUUCUCCGGACGGAACAGCGUUCUGCUCGGGAUCCUGGGAUCACACAUUACGGAUCUGGGCCUGAAUGCUGGCUGAACCUCAGACUGCUUGUGUUUGACAUCCGGCUCGAUCAGAUUUCUCUCCGCAGCUGGAUUCAAGGAUAAACCGCAGACUGUAAUGAUACAGAUGGACUGUAGUGCAUCCAACUCUAAUCAGCAAAUGGUAUGCUUGGUAUUAUGGGAUGGACUUGGAUGGUGUCGAUGGCUUCUGUUUCUAUGACAACGACUGCCCCUCUAUUAAGGCAUUCUAGUUUAUGUGUAUGAAUGUGUUUGAGCUCAUGAUCCAAGAAAUAAUUUAUCUGAAGCAUUAAUCUAAAAAUAUAAAUGUAUUCCAUGUUGUUUAGGUCUGUGCAUGAGGUUGAAGCACAGCAGAGACACUGAUGUCUCGACUGACUGCUUGAGUUGUUGUGAAUGAACGAAGGGAAAGAUUGUUUAGCGGACUCUAUUUCUGAUAUGCAAGCUAACAGAUUUACUUAUGCUCUCUUACUCGUUAUGGUCUCAUUCUCUUUCAAUUACUACGCCACUAUAGUUGUUCUUUCUUACUGUAGCAAAGUGUAUAUACCAUGAUAUCAUAUAGGUUGUCAUAUCGACACAGAUAUCCCUACACCUAAACCAAAUAAAUGGAUUUUAAA
This is a messenger RNA of Sinocyclocheilus rhinocerous, 1753 nucleotides long. RefSeq names its product guanine nucleotide binding protein (G protein), beta 5a (gene gnb5a). Lineage: Eukaryota; Metazoa; Chordata; Actinopteri; Cypriniformes; Cyprinidae. The record is from RefSeq and is a predicted model, not a curated record. Gene Ontology annotation, biological process: signal transduction. Gene Ontology annotation, molecular function: protein binding. The transcript is spliced from 11 exons. The coding region runs from base 95 to 1147 and encodes 350 amino acids.